Funneliformis geosporum is the source of this 294-nucleotide messenger RNA. NCBI's taxonomy places the organism in Eukaryota, Fungi, Glomeromycota, Glomeromycetes, Glomerales, Glomeraceae. The record is from the annotation of a GenBank genome assembly.
AUGGUCGAGAAUUUUGUUCGUAAGAAUGUUUUUUUGAUAACUAUGCUGAACUUUGUUGUUGAUAAUGAGAGAAUGAGAAUGUGUUAUAAUUGCCUUCAAAAGCGACUUGGAGAGUUAGAGAAAGAACAAGAAAAUAGCAAAGAAGAACAAUUAGAGCAAGAUAUAGCCAAUUUAGAAAACAAAUCUAAUCGGGAUGAAUUAGAUGAAGAGCAUUUGGUUCAAAAAAAAGAAUGGUUAGCAGAAAUAAAGGGUUUGCAAAAUGAAUUUUCGGAAGAAAAACCACAAUCUCUCUAA